Tripterygium wilfordii is the source of this 2939-nucleotide messenger RNA. RefSeq names its product beta-galactosidase 6-like. Lineage: Eukaryota; Viridiplantae; Streptophyta; Magnoliopsida; Celastrales; Celastraceae. Gene Ontology annotation, cellular component: cell wall; vacuole. The record is from RefSeq and is a predicted model, not a curated record. The coding region runs from base 377 to 2728 and encodes 783 amino acids. Gene Ontology annotation, biological process: carbohydrate metabolic process. The transcript is spliced from 20 exons. Gene Ontology annotation, molecular function: beta-galactosidase activity; carbohydrate binding.
UUAGAAGAGAAAAAAAAAUUAAACCCAAUAGGUUGAAUUUGGAGAUUAAGCGGGCUCAAAUGUUCGGAUGGUUCUACGAUUCUAUGGGGCCAAUCGAGAACUUCUGUAGUGGCCCUGAGGCAAAACCCAAAAAAUGAAAAGAUUUUUCAGACACAGGUGCCAUUUUUGUUGCUGGCAUGCUGCACAAGAAAGUCCAAAAUAGGGUUCGACUUGUCUCCGUCAUGUAUGCAUCUCUUUGCCUUUGGUAAUACCGUUUGAAUACUCAACAGGAGUGCUGUGUACAACUGUAACAUAUGAUCAUAGAGCUAUAGUUAUCGAUGGGAAGAGGAGGAUUUUGCAGUCGGGUUCUAUCCACUAUCCUCGAACCACUCCUGAGAUGUGGCCAGAGAUCAUCAGGAAGUCGAAGGAAGGUGGACUGGACGUGAUUGAAACUUAUGUUUUCUGGAACUAUCAUGAGCCUGUGAAGGGGCAGUAUUACUUUGAAGGCAGGUUUGACCUGGUUAGGUUUAUCAAAACAGUGCAGGAAGCUGGCCUUCUGGUUCAUUUGAGGAUUGGGCCAUAUGUUUGUGCUGAAUGGAAUUAUGGGGGAUUCCCUGUUUGGCUACAUUUCAUUCCUGGAAUUCAGUUUCGAACAGAAAAUGAUUUUUUCAAGGAGGAAAUGAAGGGUUUCCUUGUGAAAGUUGUUGGAUUAAUGAAGGAGAAUAAUUUGUUUGCAUCACAGGGAGGCCCGAUUAUUCUUGCUCAGGUUGAGAAUGAAUAUGGGAAUGUUGAAUGGGCUUAUGGGGUUUCUGGAGGGUCGUAUAUCAGAUGGGCUGCAGAAACUGCUGUUAGUCUUAAUACGACUGUACCUUGGGUGAUGUGCGCACAAAAAGAUGCUCCUGAUCCCAUUUUAAACACAUGCAAUGGAUUUUAUUGUGAUCAGUUCACUCCAAAUUCCCCUUCUAAACCGAAGAUUUGGACGGAGAACUACAGUGGAUGGUUUCUUUCUUUUGGUUAUGCGAUUCCUUUUCGACCUGUUGAGGACCUUGCUUUUGCUGUUGCACGCUUUUUCGAGACUGGUGGAACUUUUCAAAAUUAUUAUAUGUAUUUUGGUGGAACCAACUUUGGACGCUCUGCCGGAGGUCCUUUGAUUGCAACAAGCUAUGAUUAUGAUGCUCCCAUAGAUGAAUAUGGAUUUAUCAGACAGCCAAAGUGGGGUCAUCUGCGUGACCUACACAAGGCAAUAAAGCAGUGUGAACAAUAUUUGAUCAGCUCAGAUCCAACUUACCAGCAGCUUGGUUUUAAUUUAGAGGCUCAUAUCUACUAUAAGUCUUCCAAAGAUUGUGCAGCAUUUCUUGCUAAUUAUGACAGCAGCUCAGAUGCAAAUGUCACUUUUAAUGGAAAUUUGUAUUUCCUUCCUGCUUGGUCUGUCAGCAUCCUGCCAGAUUGUAAGAAUGUCAUUUUCAACACAGCGAAGGUUGUUACACAGAGACAUCUUGGUGAUGCCAUGCAUGCUCAUGCAGCCAAUGUUAAUGAGCUUUUGCUUGCACCACCUGCCUGGAGCUGGUACAAGGAAGGAGUGGGUAUUUGGGGUAACAACUCAUUUACAAAACCUGGUUUAGUGGAGCAAAUUAAUACAACAAAAGAUACUAGUGACUACCUAUGGUACACGACGAGUAUUAAUGUGGAGGAGAACAUUAUGCCUGGUCAAGAGAAAGAAGUUCUUUUGAAUAUCGACAGUUUGGGGCACGCUGCACUCAUUUUUGUAAACAAAGAGCUCCUAGCAUUUGGAUAUGGCAAUCAUGAUGAAGCAAACUUCUCAAUCACUAAGAAAAUUAGUCUCAGAGAAGGAAACAAUACUCUUGAUAUGCUAAGCAUGAUGGUUGGUCUACAGAACUACGGACCAUGGUACGAUGUUGCAGGAGCAGGAAUUUUUUCUGUCAUUCUAUUGGACCCAAGUCUUUCUGUUGGAGAUUGGACCUAUCAGGUGGGACUCCAAGGAGAAUACCUUGGACUAUACAGAGUUAACCUUGCAAAUAGCUCACUCUGGACCCAGGGGGCUGCUCUUCCCAGAAAUGAGAGUUUGAUAUGGUACAAGGCUACAUUCCUUGCUCCUGAAGGAAAAGGUCCUUUAGCUUUAAAUCUUACCAGCAUGGGGAAGGGUCAGGCAUGGAUCAAUGGGCAAAGCAUAGGGCGAUAUUGGCCUGCCUAUCUAUCACCAUCGAGUGGUUGCACCGAAAAUUGUGAUUACAGAGGAACCUAUGAUCCAUUUAAAUGUCUUAAGAAGUGCGGGCAACCUGCUCAAGCUUUGUACCAUAUUCCACGCUCUUGGGUUCGUCCUGGUGAGAACCUUGUGGUCCUCCAUGAAGAGCUUGGAGGUGACCCUUCAAAGAUUUCUUUGUUAACGAGAACUGGCCAAGAGAUAUGUGCAUUUGUAUCAGAGGUUGAUCCUCCACCAGCUGAUUCCUGGAAACCAAACCUUGACUUCAUGUCUCAAAGCCCUGAAGUCCGACUUACCUGUGAACAAGGAUGGCACAUUACUUCAAUUAACUUUGCUAGCUUUGGAACUCCCAAAGGAAAUUGUGGCAAUUUCAGUCCAGGGAUUUGUCACGCUGACAUGUCAUCUGUAGCUCAGAAGAUUUGCAUUGGUCAAGAUGGAUGCUCAAUUCCCAUCUCUAUAGCUGACCUUGGAGAUCCUUGCCCCGGAGUGAUAAAGAGCUUCGCAAUUGAAGCUCUUUGUAGUGACUGAAAAGCAGCUACUACUCCCGCAGCAGUUGCCACGCUUAUGGCUCUUAAAAAUCGUUUGCAGUAACUAAUAAAUAAUCGUGUAUGUAAACACUCAUGUUAUUUGAAUGACGUAUAGAUAGGUCACUAGAGAGCUACUUCAUGCUUUGCAUCUGGAUUGAACGAAAUAUAUAAAAUGUUCUCUUUCAUUAAUUCAUCUCUAACUUCUUGACCUG